Molecule: messenger RNA, 876 nt
Organism: Dama dama (fallow deer)
Lineage: Eukaryota; Metazoa; Chordata; Mammalia; Artiodactyla; Cervidae
Gene: SNAI3
Product: snail family transcriptional repressor 3
Exons: 3
Coding region: 1-876 (291 amino acids)
Biological process (GO): regulation of DNA-templated transcription
Molecular function (GO): RNA polymerase II cis-regulatory region sequence-specific DNA binding; DNA-binding transcription factor activity, RNA polymerase II-specific
Source: RefSeq, a predicted model, not a curated record
AUGCCGCGCUCCUUCCUCGUGAAGACGCACUCCAGCCACAGGGUCCCCAACUACGGGCAGCUGGAGACGCAGAGAGAUGCCAGUGGUGCCUGUUCGGCCUGCGGGGGGCUGGUGGUGCCCUUCGUGCUCCCAGACAAGGCAGCCCCGCCCACAUCUGGCGACCCUCCCCGGCCCUGGGACUUCACCUCUGUCGUCGCCCACGUCUCCCUGCCCCUCCCCACGUUCCUGUGUAAUGAGGAAGCUGGCAGGGCCUCAGGGCCAGGCCCCCUGGAAGUCAGCCUGGAGGACCAUCGGGCUGGCCGGGCCCCCAGCGCACCUCUCAGAGACAGCGUGAACCACCUCAACCUGCCCCCACUGCUGGCUCUGCCCACGCGCUGGCCCUCGAUCCUGAACGCAGACGGGGCCCAGGUUCCGGGCUGCUGCCUGCCGGGGGCCGAGCGGGCCCCCCACACCCCGGGGGGCUUCCCUUGCCAUAAGUCCUUCCAUGCACCGGCCGCCCUGGCCGGGCAUCAGCAGCUGCACUGCCACCUGCAGGCCCAGCGCUGCUUCACCUGCAAGUUCUGCGACAAGGAGUACGGCAGCCUGGGCGCCCUCAAGAUGCACAUCCGCACGCACACGCUGCCCUGCCUCUGCGCCGUCUGCGGCAAGGCCUUCUCCAGGCCCUGGCUGCUCCAGGGCCACCUCCGGACCCACACAGGUGAGAAGCCCUACACCUGCCCUCACUGCAGCAGGGCCUUCGCCGACCGCUCCAACCUGCGGGCCCACCUGCAGACACACUCAGACACCAAGAAGUAUCGGUGUAAGCGCUGCGCCAAGACCUUCUCCCGCAUGGCGCUCCUGGCACGGCACGAGGAAGCUGGCUGCUGUGCGCCCUGA